Molecule: messenger RNA, 1437 nt
Organism: Penicillium macrosclerotiorum
Lineage: Eukaryota; Fungi; Ascomycota; Eurotiomycetes; Eurotiales; Aspergillaceae
Gene: nsdD
Product: GATA-type sexual development transcription factor NsdD
Exons: 4
Coding region: 1-1437 (478 amino acids)
Biological process (GO): regulation of DNA-templated transcription
Molecular function (GO): zinc ion binding; sequence-specific DNA binding
Source: RefSeq, a predicted model, not a curated record
AUGGGGUCUUUGGAAACCGCCCCUAGGCACAGAGAUCCUUUGCCCUCCAUCGGUUUCCUAGGAAAAGACGGCUCUGGAUAUACACCCCAUCCUCCGGCCGCCGCCUCCCCCACUUCUCUCUUGAGCCCGAACAACAUGUAUUCCGGACAACCCUUGCCGUAUUCCUCCUACCCGCCGUCGCAACAAGGCUAUAUCUCCCCACCGGAGUCGCGUCGAGUUCUUGAGGAUGAGAAAGAAAAGACCACCGGCCGCCAGUCCUUACCGUCCAUUCAUGAAGCCUUGGGCAACGACAAUCCUCUCCCAUAUCCCGCUCCCACCUCCGCACCACCACCGCAAUCCGGACCUCCUGCACCACCCACACAUUUGAUCGGACGCUCCAGCGCCGAAGGACCACCAGGGCCUCCAAACCCAUUCUCCAAUGGGCCAGCCUCUGGCCCACUGAUGCGAGAGUCGGGCUUCCCUGCUCACCAGAACCAGCUCCCGGCCGAGGCCUCUCGAACCAGUCUCACCUCCAUCAAUACGCAAGAGUCGCGAAACGCGUCACUACAUUCUAUCAGCACCGGCAAGUCGCCUACACAAAGCGCCAAGACCGGUAUCACCUCGGUCUCCGGAUCGCAAAACUCUUCCGCCUACGAUUAUAGCGCGCCGCCGUCUGCUGGCAGUGUGGCGUCACCCAAUGGCUACAGCCAUUUCCCUCAUAACUAUUCCUUCUCUACUUCUCAACAGCCGCAGAGUGGUCCGUCAUACCCUCCACCUGGUCCCUACGACAACCGAGCUUACAUGGGUGCGCCACGCGUGGAAGAAGUCAAGGGUGGAUUUGUGGGUCGUCCGAUGCCGGGCCAACUCCAUAGCGACUCGGUGAAGCGACAUCUGGACGUUUACGAUGUGGAGACGUCUCUGAACGAGAUCGCCGAGCUCAGUUCGCGAACAUUGGAGUUUGCACGACACUAUGCGGCUCGGGCACACCAGACACAGCGGUCUGGGCCGGUCUUGGGGUCCCUCCCAACGUUGAACGAGGUGGAGGACAUGCUCCAUCUGCAGCGUCGGAACCAAGAUGCGUUGAUCCGGAUACGGACGGCCGUGGUGAACCAGGAACAGGCACUGGCCGAGCAAAUGGCCCAGCGCAAGGCAUUCAAGCCCGAGGAUGAGCACAUGGCCCUGUACCAGGAAGAGUUCAAGGGCACCGGUGGAUUUGCCGGGGCCGAUUCGAAGAAACGGCGUGGAAAGGCGGCCCCUCCUGGUCGUUGCCACAGCUGUAACCGAGCCGAAACGCCGGAAUGGCGUCGGGGUCCAGAUGGUGCCCGAACGCUGUGUAACGCCUGCGGCCUGCACUAUGCCAAGCUUACCCGCAAGAUGGGUGCCAACAAGGCGGCGACUCUGGGAUCGACCCUGAAGCCCAAGACGGUCCUCGACUCCGCAUCGCCAACCAGUCAUUAA